Molecule: messenger RNA, 21883 nt
Organism: Artibeus jamaicensis (Jamaican fruit-eating bat)
Lineage: Eukaryota; Metazoa; Chordata; Mammalia; Chiroptera; Phyllostomidae
Gene: ZNF292
Product: zinc finger protein 292
Exons: 8
Coding region: 155-8305 (2716 amino acids)
Biological process (GO): regulation of transcription by RNA polymerase II
Cellular component (GO): nucleus
Molecular function (GO): DNA-binding transcription factor activity, RNA polymerase II-specific; DNA binding
Source: RefSeq, a predicted model, not a curated record
CGCGCCAUUCUCCCCACCGCGCCCCUCGUUCUCCCCAACGGGCCCUUUGUACGUGCUCGGCGGCGUGCAAACGCGCUCGGCACGUGACCCCUCCGAACGUGGCAUUGUGUUAUCACGUGACCCAGGUGCGUACGCGACGGAGCGGGGUGUGAAGAUGGCGGACGAAGAGGCCGAGCAGGAGAGGUUGAGUCGCGGCGGAGGCGGCUGCGUCGCGGAACUGCAGCGUUUGGGAGAGCGCCUCCAAGAGCUGGAGCGACAGCUGCGGGAGAGACAGGUGCCGUCCGUGGAAGCGGCCACAGAAUACUGUCAGCAGCUGUGCCAGACACUCCUUGAAUAUGCAGAGAAAUGGAAAACUUCAGAAGAUCCCUUACCUUUAUUGGAGGUAUACACAGUGGCUAUCCAAAGUUAUGUUAAAGCCCGACCUUAUCUUACCUCUGAAUGUGAAAAUGUAGCAUUGGUUCUGGAGCGCUUGGCAUUAAGCUGUGUUGAGCUUUUAUUGUGCCUGCCUGUUGAGUUAUCAAAUAAACAGUGGGAACAAUUUCAGACACUGGUGCAGGUAGCUCAUGAAAAGCUGAUGGAGAAUGGCAGCUGUGAAUUGCAUUUUUUAGCUACUCUAGCUCAAGAGACUGGGGUGUGGAAAAACCCGGUACUGUGCACUAUUCUUUCCCAGGAACCCUUGGAUAAGGAUAAAGUGAAUGAAUUUUUAGCUUUUGAGGGCCCCAUCUUGUUGGAUAUGAGAAUUAAACAUCUAAUCAAAACAAAUCAGUUAAGUCAAGCAACUGCUCUAGCAAAGCUGUGUUCUGACCAUCCAGAGAUUGGUACAAAAGGUAGUUUUAAGCAAACUUACCUUGUCUGUCUUUGUACAUCAUCACCAAAUGAAAAGUUAAUCGAAGAGAUUUCAGAAGUUGAUUGCAAAGAUGCACUAGAAAUGAUCUGUAACUUAGAAUCUGAGGGUGAUGAAAAAAGUGCUCUUGUUUUAUGUACUGCAUUUUUGUCACGUCAGCUCCAACAAGGAGAAAUGUACUGUGCUUGGGAACUCACUCUCUUUUGGAGUAAAUUACAGCAGAGAGUAGAACCAUCUGUACAUGUGUACCUAGAAAGAUGUCGUCAACUUUCUUUGUUAACCAAGACGGUAUAUCACAUUUUCUUCCUGAUUAAAGUUAUUAAUUCAGAGACUGAAGGGGCUGGACUUGCUACCUGUAUAGAACUAUGUGUAAAAGCUCUUCGCUUGGAAUCUGCAGAAAAUACUGAAGUGAAAAUAUCUAUUUGCAAGACCAUUUCAUGUUUGUUACCUGAUGAUCUGGAAGUUAAACGUGCUUGUCAGCUGAGUGAAUUUCUUAUUGAACCUACAGUAGACGCAUAUUAUGCUGUGGAAAUGUUGUAUAACCAGCCAGACCAGAAGUACGAUGAAGAGAAUCUUCCAAUACCAAAUUCUCUACGCUGUGAGCUCUUACUUGUAUUAAAAACACAAUGGCCCUUUGAUCCAGAAUUCUGGGAUUGGAAAACCUUAAAACGACAAUGCCUUGCAUUAAUGGGGGAAGAAGCAUCCAUUGUGUCUUCAAUUGAUGAACUAAAUGAUAGUGAAGUUUAUGAGAAAGUAGACUACCAGGAAGAAAUUAAAGAAACUUCUGUGAAUGGACUUACUGGUGGAAUUGGUGCUAAUUCUGGCCUUCUUAGUGAUGAAAAGCAGAAGAAGAAGGAGAUAAAACAGUUAAGAGAGAGGGGGUUUAUAUCUGCUAGGUUUCGGAAUUGGCAAGCCUACAUGCAGUAUUGUGUGCUAUGUGACAAAGAAUUCCUUGGUCAUAGAAUAGUACGACAUGCUCAAAAACAUUACAAAGAUGGGAUUUACAGUUGUCCCAUAUGUGCAAAGAACUUUAAUUCUAAAGAAACUUUUGUCCCUCAUGUCACGUUGCAUGUUAAACAGUCUAGUAAAGAGAGACUAGCAGCUAUGAAACCGUUAAGAAGAUUGGGAAGGCCUCCUAAGAUCACAACUACCAAUGAAAAUCAGAAGACUAAUGCUGUGGCCAAGCAGGAACAGCGGCCUAUAAAAAAGAAUAGCCUCUAUUCAACAGACUUUAUAGUAUUUAAUGACAAUGAUGGUUCAGAUGAUGAAAAUGAUGACAAAGAUAAAUCUUAUGAGCCAGAAGUGAUCCCAGCCCAGAAACCAGUACCUGUCAAUGAAUUUAAUUGCCCUGUAACUUUUUGUAAAAAGGGCUUUAAGUACUUUAAAAAUCUAAUUGCUCAUGUAAAAGGGCAUAAAGAUAGUGAAGAUGCCAAGCGCUUUCUUGAAAUGCAAAGCAAAAAGGUUAUUUGCCAGUACUGUAGGCGGCAUUUUGUAAGUGUUACUCAUCUCAAUGAUCACUUACAAAUGCACUGUGGCAGUAAACCAUAUAUCUGUAUACAGAUGAAAUGUAAGGCCGGUUUUAAUAGUUAUGCAGAGCUCUUGACCCACCGAAAGGAACAUCAAGUCUUUAGAGCAAAGUGUAUGUUUCCUAAAUGUGGCAGAAUUUUUUCAGAAGCUUACUUACUAUAUGAUCAUGAAGCACAGCAUUACAAUACCUAUACUUGUAAGUUUACAGGUUGUGGUAAAGUGUAUCGUUCUCAGAGUGAGCUAGAAAAGCAUCUGGAUGAUCACAGUACUCCUGAAGAAGUGCUGCCUCCAGAACAGCUUAAUUCAUCUGGAGCUUCUGUUCAGUCUACCAAAGUGAAUCAGAACUCAGAAGGGAACACUGAGAAAGAAAUGUCUAUGCUUUUUUCAGAAAACACAGGCAAUACCCUAUCAGCAGAUAGAGGUGAUGCAUGGGAGAAAAACAAGGCAGAAUCACCUGUGGCCAAACAAGACCAGAUUUCUGCUGCUGAGCUCAGGCGUGCUGAUGAACCAUUGUCAAAUGGUUUGGAAAACCUUGCUACUACUCCACUGCUGCAGGCCAGUGAAGUAGCUGUAUCCAUUAAGGUAUCCCUCAAUCAGGGCAUCGAGGAUAACUUUGGAAAGCAAGAAAACUCAACUGUGGGAGACACCAGUUCAUCACUGGUCACAAAUCUACGUACAGUAGUUGAGGAUUCUUGUAAUGAUCUGUGUCAUCCAGGUUUCCAGGAGAGAAAAGAACAGGACUGCUUUAAUGAAGCCCAGGUUACUCAAAAUUCUUUAGUAAAUUCAGAAACCCUCAAAACAGAAGAACUUUCCCCACAAAACUUAGAGAAACAAGUGAACAACUUGAUGAACUUUUCUGUGCAAAAUCAGGCAGGAUUUCAAAACAGUUUGUCAACAUCUAAAUUUGAAUGUGGAGGUAAUGUUAAAACUUCGUCCAAUCUUUGUAAUUUACCUCUAAAGACAUUAGAAAGUAUCACAUUUGUUCCACCACAGCCCAACCUAAGCAGUUCUUUAGGAACUCCAUCAGUGCCUCCAAAAGCGCCAGUUCAGAAAUUCAGUUGCCAGGUUGAGGGAUGUACUCGAACCUAUAAUUCUUCACAGAGUAUUGGGAAACACAUGAAGACAGCACACCCUGACCAGUAUGCUGCAUUUAAAAUGCAGUGCAAAAAUAAGAAAGGUCAGAAAUCUAACAACUUAAAUGCACCAAAUAAUGGAAAGUUUGUUUAUUUUUUGCCAUCACAGGUGAGCAGCUCUAACAAUGCAUUUUUUAUACCACAGACCAAAGCCAAUGGGAAUCCUACUUGUUCAGAUCAGUUGCAAGACGUCUCAUCUUCCAUUUUUCCAGCUCAUUUAGCCACUGUGUCAACUCCACUGUUACCCUCAGUGGAAAGUGUCAUAAAUCCAAAUAUACCUUCUCAGGAUAAAAAUGAACAAGGUGGUGGUAUGUUAUGUUCCCAGAUGGAAAAUUUGUCUAAUACUACCUUGCCAGCACAAAUGGAAGAUCUAACCAAAACAGUUUUACCUUUGAAUAUUGACAGUGGCUCAGAUCCUUUCCUCCCUUUACCUGCAGAAAGUAGUUCAAUGUCUCUCUUCCCUUCACCAGCAGAUAGUGGAACCAACUCUGUUUUUUCCCAACUGGAAAAUAAUUCAAAUCAUUUUUCCUCACAGAUUGAGGGAAACACCAAUUCCUCCUUUCUCAAAGGAGGCAAUGGUGAAAAUGCAGUUUUUCCCUCACAAGUAAAUGUUGCAGAUGACUUCAGUAGUACCAGUGCCCAACAGUCUGCUCCUGAAAAAGUUAAGAAAGACCGUGGGCGGGGCCCAAAUGGGAAGGAAAGGAAACCGAAGCACAAUAAAAGGGCUAAGUGGCCUGCAAUUAUCAGAGAUGGAAAAUUUAUCUGUAGCAGGUGUUACAGGGCUUUUACCAAUCCCAGAUCUCUGGGUGGACACUUAUCUAAGAGAUCUUACUGUAAACCACUGGAUGGAGCAGAGAUUGCUCAAGAACUUCUACAGAGUAAUGGACAGCCUUCUCUUCUUGCCAGCAUGAUUCUCUCAACAAAUGCAGUAAAUAUGCAGCAGCCACAACAGUCUACCUUCAAUUCAGAAGCAUGUUUUAAAGAUCCAUCAUUCCUGCAACUUCUUGCUGCUGAAAAUCGUUCAACAUUUUUACCAAAUACAUUUCCUAGGACUGGUGUGACUAACUUUAGUACAGGUGUUAGUCAAGAAGGAAGUGAAAUUAUUAAACAGGCUUUGGAAACUGCUGGCAUUCCUAGUACAUUUGAAGGUACUGAAAUGCUUCCUCAUGUUCCAGCAAGUUGUGUCUCAGAUGCAGCACAAGUAAAUGCAACAGUGAUACCAAAUCCAGCAGUGCCACCACCCCUGUUGCAGACUGUAUGCCACCCUAAUCCCCUGCUGACAAACCAGAAUAGACCACCAAACUCCAAAACUCCCUCCGUUGAGGAAUGCAGCAGUUUGCCUGUUUUUCCAACAAAUGACUUACUACUAAAAACGGUUGAAAAUGGUUUGUGCUCUAGUACAUUCCCUGAUUCUGGUGGGCCAUCACAAAAUUUUACCAAUAAUAGUUCACGUGUUUCAGUUAUCAGUGGUCCUCAGAACACAAGGUCCAGUCAUUUAAAUAAAAAGGGGAACAGUGCUUCUAAGAGAAGAAAGAAAGUUACUCCUCAACUUAUUGCACCUAAUGCUUCCCAAAACUUGGUAACAAGUGACUUAACAGCAAUGGGACUUAUAGCAAAGAGUAUUGAAAUACCAACUACUAACCUUCAUUCAAAUGUAAUUCCAAAUUGUGAACCUCAGGGUUUGGUGGAAAAUCUAACACAGAAAUUAAAUAAUGUUGACAAUCAGUUAUUUAUGACUGAUGUGAAAGAAAACUUUAAAACCAAUGUUGAGUCUCAUACAGUGUUAGCUCCUUUACCAUUAAAAACCGAAAAUGGUGAUUCCCAAAUGAUGGCUUUGAAUUCAUGCACAAGUUCAGUAAAUUCUGACUUGCAGAUUUCUGAAGACAGUGUCAUACAAAAUUUUGAAAAGACUCUUGAAAUUAUUAAAAGUGCUAUGAAUUCUCAAGUUCUUGAGGUGAAAAAUGGAUCUCAGGGUGUUGGUGAAACAUCACAGAAUGCUCAAAUAAAUUAUACCAUUCAACUUCCUUCAGUGAACACUGCACAAAAUAACAAAUUACUUGGUACUUCUCAGUUUUCCUCCCUCAUGGGUGUCAUGCCAGCAAAAAGUAACGUUCCUCAGUCUGAAGUAUUACAUAAGGAAGAUCAAAUGCAGGAAAUUUUAGAAGGGUUACAGAAAUUAAAAUUGGAAAAUGAUCUAUCCACUCCAGCAACCCAAUGUGUACUAAUAAAUACGUCAGUGACACUGACUCCUACUCCUGUUAAAUCAAUUCCAAAUGCUACAGUUGUUCAGCCAGUUUCUGAAAUGCUAAAUAAUAUUCAGUUCAGUGACAAAGUUAAUAAACCCUUCGUGUGUCAAAACCAAGGCUGUAAUUACAGUGCUAUGACAAAGGAUGCUCUAUUUAAGCACUAUGGUAAAAUUCAUCAGUACACUCCAGAAAUGAUUCUUGAAAUUAAGAAGAAUCAAUUGAAAUUUGCUCCAUUUAAAUGUGUAGUACCUACAUGUACGAAAACAUUUACAAGAAAUUCUAAUCUUCGGGCACACUGUCAGUUGGUACAUCAUUUUACAACGGAGGAAAUGGUAAAGUUAAAAAUAAAAAGACCUUAUGGAAGAAAGUCUCAGAGUGAAAAUUUGUCAGCCCCACGAAUACCACAAGUAAAAAGACAGCUAGUUAUGACAGAGGAAAAUAAAAGGGAACUCCAGUCUGCCGUGGAAUUGGGGGCAAUGAAGGAAAAUGCUUUCAAUAAUACAGCAGUGAUUCCAGAAAAACAACUUGUAGGCAAAAAAAGUCCUGAAAAAACAGAAAGUUCUUCACAGAUGAUUACAGUUAUUUCAGAACAAUGUAACACAAAUUGUCUCACAAACAUACAAACCAAAGGAAGGAAAAUUAGAAGACAUAAAAAAGAAAAGGAGGAGAAAAAACGUAAGAAGCCAGUUUCCCAGGCCCUUGAGUUCCCAACAAGAUACAGUCCCUACAGACCUUACCGAUGUGUUCAUCAGGGUUGCUUUGCUGCUUUUACAAUACAACAGAACUUAAUUCUGCAUUACCAGGCUGUACACAAAUCAGAUCUACCUGCAUUUUCUGCAGAGGUUGAAGAGGAAAGCGAAGCUGGUAAAGAAAGUGAAGAAAUUGAAACUAAACAAACUGUAAAAGAAUUUCGAUGUCAGGUGAGUGACUGUUCUCGAAUUUUCCAAGCAAUUACUGGCCUGAUACAACACUAUAUGAAACUUCAUGAAAUGACUCCUGAGGAAAUUGAAAGUAUGACUGCUUCUGUGGAUGUUGGAAAAUUUUCAUGUGACCAGUUAGAGUGUAAAUCCUCAUUUACGACAUACUUGAACUACGUUGUUCAUCUUGAGGCAGACCAUGGAAUUGGGAUAAGGGGAAGUAAAACUGAGGAAGAUGGCAUAUACAAGUGUGACUGUGAAGGCUGUGACCGUAUAUAUGCAACUCGGUCUAAUCUCCUUAGACACAUUUUUAAUAAGCAUAAUGACAAACAUAAAGCUCAUUUGAUUCGGCCAAGAAGAUUAACACCUGGUCAGGAAAAUAUAUCAAGCAAAGCAAACCAAGAAAAGACAAAGUCUAAACAUCGGGGGACAAAACACAGAUCUGGAAAGGAAGUAACCAAAAUGCCUAAGACCAAACGAAAGAAAAAAAAUAAUAUAGAAAACAAGAAUGCAAAGAUUGUACAAAUUGAAGAAAAUAAGCCUUAUUCUCUGAAACGUGGAAAGCAUGUCUAUUCUAUAAAGGCUAGAAAUGAUGCCUUAUCUGAAUGUACAAGCAGAUUUGUGGCCCAGUAUCCAUGUAUGAUAAAGGGGUGUACAUCAGUUGUUACAAGUGAAAGCAAUAUAAUUAGACAUUAUAAAUGCCAUAAAUUAUCUAAAGCGUUUACAUCACAACACCGCAAUCUUCUUAUUGUCUUCAAACGGUGUUGCAACUCACAAUUAAAGGAAACUGCUCAGCAAGAAAUUGAUAAAAACGAAGUGAAGGAAUCUGACACAUGUGUAUCAGAGAGCAAUGAUAACUCAAGAACAACUGCAGUUCCACAGAAGGAAGUUGUAAAAAGUGAAAAAGAUGAAAUGGAUGAGCUAACAGAAUUAUUUAUUACAAAAUUAAUAAAUGAAGACAAAACAAGUGUGGAGACCCAAGCUCAUACCUCUUCAAAUGUAAAAAGUGAUGUUCAGGAAGAUAAUCCCUGCCAGUCAGAAAAGCAAAAAGCAAGUAAUUUGAAGAGAGUUAAUAAAGAAAAAAAUGUCUCCCAAAAUAAAAAGAGGAAAGUUGAAAAAGCUGAACCAGCACCAGCAGUUGAGUUAAGUAAUGUGCAUAAAGAAGAAGAAACUGCUGUUGCAAUUCAAACCACUGAGGAGCAUCCUGCAUCUUUCGACUGGAGCUCAUUUAAGCCAAUGGGAUUUGAAGUAUCAUUUCUGAAGUUUCUUGAGGAGUCUGCAGUGAAGCAGAAGAAAAAUACUGACAAAGACCAUCCAAAUAGUGGGAAUAAAAAAGGAUCCCAUUCAAAUUCAAGAAAAAAUAUUGACAAAACUGCUGUGAACAGUGGAAAUCAUAUAUGUGCUCAUAAAGAAACUGAAACCUUUGUACAGUUUGCCAAUCCAUCACAGCUUAAGUGCAGUAACAAUGUAAAAAUUGUUUUAGACAAGACUCUGAAAGAUUGCACUGAGCUUGUCUUAAAGCAACUUCAGGAAAUGAAACCUACCGUCAGUCUGAAAAAACUUGAAGUACAUUCAAAUGAUCCAGAUGUAUCUGUUAUGAAAGAAAUCGGUAAAGCCACAGGGAGAGGGCAGUACUGAUAACUAAUGUACUAUAAAUACAUCAUUUACAAUUUUAUUUUAAAUAGAAAGUCAUCAAGCAUGCUAGAAUCGUGAAACUUUUUUGUUAUUUUUUGUAGACAUGAAUUAACCUGGCCAAAAAAUAAAAAUUAAAAACAUGGCAUUUUGUCAUGUAAAACUUUUUUUUAUCCCUAUGGGACUUGAAGAAUAGAAUCAAAACUUCAGUUAAUGUAAAUAUUGAGCUUAACCUCAAAUUUUUAUCAACCAAUUGCCCUUUUUAUGAACUAAAAUGAAUUAUCUAUGUGAUUGAUAUGUUUCACCAGGUCACUGCUCAUGUAUAACAGUACUCUGUAGAUAUCUUUUUUGUAUAUAUUUAUUAUUGUAAAUCAUUUGCUGCCACCAGCAGUGUGUAAUUCUAAACUAUUAAAUGACACGUUUAUAUUUGGAAUUUUAAUUUUUAACUAAGUAAUCAAGUUUUUAAAACUUUCAUUGUUUUAAAUUAAGGAUUUUUGAACGAAAACUAGAAACUGCCAUAGUUGAUUGAUUUUUACAUAAAGCAUUUAUUUACAAGAUCUCAAAAUUACUUUUCUCAAAGUAGGCACGUUAUAACAACACCUUGCUCUGCUUUGUAAAUUUGCCAUCCAGGAUUUCAGGGUGGUAUUCAUGUGAAAUUAAAGCAGAUUCUUUAGCAGUUUCUUAUAGUUACAGUCCCCCCCCCUCAGUGCUUCUAAUUGGGUACAUAUAAAUGAUAUGAGUCCCUGAAAUAUAACGGAAAUGUGAAUAAAGAAUUUACAUCAGAGAUUAUAAACAUUUGGUAUUAAAAACAAUCUUUUGUGAAUGUGAUAGAAACUAGUAGUGUGGAGCAGUGUAAAUAUUUGAGGUGGUGAUUUGUGAAGUAGCCCAGUAUUGCCUUAAAUAAAAUCACAUUUCAUUUCUUGUUUUAUACAUGUGAUCUUAUAAGGGUUUGUUUUUCCAUUUUCUGAGAUUUAUAGAUUGGUGUAUAGCUUUAAACUGUAUAAACUUUUGUGGAAAAAUUUUUUUAAACAUUUUUAUAAACCUUAAAAUCGGUAUCAUCAAAUCGAGCCCAUCUUGUGUUUACAAAAUGCAAGAGUCCUUAACAUUUAUAAUUACAUAGAUGAAACACUUUCUAUAAGGAAGUUGGAUUUUUUGAUUUUACUGUUUAUAGAUGUUAGAUUGUACAGAUUUGUCUGUAUUUUCCCACCAUAUCUAAUGAUGCUUUUUUCAUUAGAUUGGUCUUCCAGAGCAGUAUUAGUUGUUAUAGUUGAUUAUUUUGGUUAUUCAGUAUAUGGUUAGCUCUUAGAGUUUAGUUUUAUUCACCGUAUUUAUACUGUGGAUUCACAGCCACAGAUAGAAGUUAUUUCAGAAGCGUUUAUGACCUUCUCAUUUGAAGUCCAACUAAAAUCAGUACUGGAAACAAAACAUCCUUUCAAAUUGACUUGUUUCUGUUUGCCAUAAAUGGUAGAAUUGAUUUUUGACUUUGUGUUUGUUAUAAACCAGUUGCAUUCACAAUAUUAUUAGCCUGAGAUAUUGAUGAGAUUGUGAUAGUAUGAAAAUGUGUUUAUUCCCUGUGCAACAUCAGAUUUGCAGGAAAAAUGAAGCACUUAACAUUAACUGAAAUUGCUGGUACUCUGAAUAAACUAGCAGGUGUUACAGUUUUCUUUUUAGGGCCUAAUUGGUUAUAUUGAAUAGUUGGUUUUACCUCCUUAAGGUUUAUUACCAAUAUGCAUAAAACUUGAUACAUUAAAAUCCCUAUCCUUUGGUAAAUCCAUUGUUAUUUAUUAAAAUAAAAGUUCUUAUGGGUGAUAAAUACAUGUUUUUUUCCUAAGUUAACAAUAACUUAACUUUGAGUAAUUGUAAUAUUAAACUUUUGUUAACAACUUAUGUUUUCGUACAGUUUUCUUCAAAGAUGAUCUAGCUCUUAAAGGUAGGCAUUUGGCAAAACUGCCCUAUAUAUAGUGCAGUAGCAAGUAGGUUUAUUUCUGAUGAAUUUAGUGACAAACCGCUGUUAAGUGAAAAUGCCAAUGUGUUGGGGCUUUUCCUUUGCUCAUUUAACAUAAAAUUGACCACUAGACAUUUUUGUAACUGUUCUCCUAUAUGUUAGGGAAAAGAGUUUGCCAACAUUGAGUUAAAUUUUUUACGUUUGGGUUCUGUAUGCUAAAAGUUAUUAUGGAAGAGUGGGCUUUUUAGCAUGGAACAGAAAUCAAAUUAUGGCAUAAAAAUAAAUAUGAAUUUAUAGAAUAGCAUGUUGGUAAAAUUUGAUAUGGAAUGUAAUGCCUAAGUAUUAAAAAAGAAUCAUAAAUUAUAUAUUUUUCAUGGUAUACUUUUUCUCAGUCAUUUGUGUUGAGAUACAUUUUUCCUCCAGCCUAAAUUUACCUGAGAUUUCAUCAUUAAAAAUUUGUGUUUUCUCCCUCUUCCAAAUCCCCUAAAAUUUGAAUCUGCAGAUCACAAUGUGUUAUUUAAAAUCAUUGUGUUGAGUGAAAUAUAACAGUUUGGGAAAUUUUUAGCAGUGUUAAAUUCAGCAUUGUUAAAUUCUAAAGAGAUGGGCAGAGGUAGAGUUUUAACAAGGCAAGUUUGAUUAUUAGGUUAGUACAUACAGUUGCUAAAGCUGUUGAGAUAAAAGUACAUGAAGAGUACAGCUAGCAACAUCAAAGGAAAAAUGCUAUUUUUUUUUUUAUGGGGGAAGGUUAGCAGUUACAGAAGUCUUGUUAGAUAAGAUGGGUCUUGACAGAUGAAUGAGUAGACAUCAGAAGGUCAGAGGGGAAAAAGAAAUCCUAGCUGUGGAGGGAUGCAAAGGGACACAGUGCGUUUGUGGUAUUGCAAGUGGUCCGUGUGGAAAGGCAGUUGGAAAAGCCAGUGAGGCAGAUGGGCCAUGUGAUUAAGGUUCUUAUGUUUGCCAUAUUAGUCUUUAUCUUUUAUGUGUAUGUGGUUACUUAGUGCAUUUAAGUUGAACAAUUUGAUCAGGUACCGAUUUUAGAACGCUAAUUAGCUGUAUAAAGAGGAUAAAUUGGGUAAGUUGGAGAUUAAAAUCAGAGAGACUUGAAAUAGUCCACUCAAAAAAUUAUGGGAGCCAGAAGAAUGUUAAUGGGCUUGAGAAAGAAACUAAUGGAUGUAAGAGGUGUUAAAAAGCAGAGCAGUAAGGCAGCCCUUUUCAAAAUCUUUAUUGUGGUGAAAUCAGAGGUUUGGAAGGUGAGAUCUAUAUCAAAGUUUUUAAAUAUUUGGGUAUAUACCUCUAAAUUAGUGUUCUAAGGAACACACUUUGGGGAAAUGAUCUAAAAGGGCACUGACUCAGCCAGGAUGGGUAAUCAGCAGGUGUGCACCAAUGUGGCUGCAUUACCUGUUUACAAAUGGUAAUUCUGACUGGUCAGUUUAUUCAUUCCAGUUGAUUGACUGUAUUGAUAAUGUUUUGAAUAUCACCCGGCAUUUAAAUAUUAAAUGCCAACUAAGUGCGCUUUGAUUAAAUUUUAAUCUCUUUAAAGUCCCUGCCUAUUUCUCCACUUACACCUACUUCCCCUUUUCCCAGUGUUUCCAUCUCUCUGAACAUACACCAAGCUACAUCUGAGAGUCUUCACUCAUAUUGUCUCCUCAGUUUGGAAUGUUUAUUCCUGUGUUUGUGUGGCUGACUCCUUAUCUAUCAGUUCUCAGCCUAGAUGUCACCUCGUCAGAGAGAUAUCCAGGUAGCUCUAUAAUAAAGUUUCACAUGCCCAUUCUCUAUAAGUGUUUAAGAGUUUUAUAUCUACUCAUUUAUUAUCUGUGCCAUUCAAUACUACCAUUCAAUGAACAAAAUGGUAUUUCCCAGUGGUCUUCCUCAAUCAAGGUAUCUCUCAUGUCAGGGGUCUUUUCCUCAUAAGUAGGAGUCCUAUACCUUGUAAUCAAAAUCUCUUACUUAAAAUUCUUGGAUUCAAGAUCCUCUUUCUCUAGUCACAAAUGUUUUUCAGCACAUCUGGAGAUAUUUCCAUUAAAAAAUUACACCUUAUCACAGCUAAUCAGUUAAUCCUACCACUUGCCAGCUUGGGUCCUCAGUUUGUUUAGCUUAGAAAUUAGAUCUCACUUUUAUGCACACUUCUUUGCUAAUAUCCUGAAAGCAGGCUGCUCUCUGUGAUGACCUAGAAAAAAAAUCUCAAAACCUGUCUACUUGAGCAGUUGAAAGGGAAAAAAUUAUUUUACCAGGCAGGGUUAUCUAAAAACUGCAUGGCAAUUUUUCUGUGGUUAUAUUGUAACUAACUUCCAUGAGCUUAGAUGAUUUAUACACUCCAUCACUUAAUAUUCCCACUCUCUUCAUCUGAAUAUCUUUAAAUCACAUUUUGCUGAGAAAAUACAGAAAUUUUAUGGGAAUUUUCUCAACUUUUCAACCACCAGAUUUACAAACCGAUUCAUAUCUGCACUGUUAUUACAAACCAGCUCCUCACAGGGUCUGGAUCCCAUGCCCCCUCACCUCAAAACUUUUAAUUAACUUUCCCUGUUUCGUCAACUUUCUUUUACUAUAUAUCCUUUCCGAAAGCUUAUAAAUAUGCCAUAGUAGCUUCUAUUCAAAGAAGGGGCUGCCUUUUAUUUGGUCCCCAUCAUAGCUAAUCUAAGUUGCCUACUCAAAACACCCCAUUUCUUCACUUGUGGUUUGGUGCCACUUUAUAUGCCCCUUCAGCUACCCUGUAAUUGAUCUUGUCCAGAUCACCAGUCUCUUCAUGGUGCCGUGUCUGUAGGUUCAUUUUCCUGCCUUUACUCACUGCCCGAGGUGCUUUUGAUAGGGUCGAUUGAAAUAGUCUCUUGGUUUUGACAUUUUCUCUUUUAGUUUUCCCAUUAUGCUUUUGGCUCCAUCACUGGCUCCAACUCUAGUUUCUCUCCCAGUACCUGACCUUUGGGUUCAUUGUGUAUGUCUCCUCUCUUGGGAUGGUUUAGUCUAUUCUAUGGAGUUUGGUAUUGUCUCUGAGAUCAGACUUUUCCUAAGCUUCUCAAGCCUUUUCAGGCUUGUCUCACUCAUAGUUAAACAUAUCACAUCCAAAUCAUUGUAUUGUUCCCACCCUGCCUUCAGUUUGUUCCUCUCUCAAUAUUCUCUAUCUGGAUAAGUGAAGUCAGUACCUGAGUUUCUCAAUUGAUAUUCUUUAAUGUUAUAGUAAUCAAUACAUGUACUUACCCUGUGUUUGGUCACAAUUAUAGUUAUUUCUCCAUUGUAAGUAAAAGGAGCCCUUCUCUUCAUGUCUCAUCCAAAUCACUGUUAUUUUUUGUGAAGACCACUAUAAUAUUCCCCUUACAGAGUUUAUUCUAGAAUAUUACCCACCUGGCAGCUAGGUUGAUUUCUUGUUUAGUAUUUGAGGUUGCAUGGCUCAGGAAUUCAUUUAUUAUCUUCACACUGCCCUUGAAUAAAAUGUGGCUUGGGUUUUUUACUGUGAUUCCUGCCUUCCUAAGCAUAUUGUGACUCUCCUUUGUUCAUUGUGUUCUAGCCACAUUGGUUUCUUUUGACUUCCUCAAACCAUCCUAGGUCUUUCCCUUCUCAAGGCCCUUGCGCUAGCCCUUCUGCUUGGAAUGCCAUUUUCUCAACUCAUUCUUCAGGUCUUAGACUUCUAGCUCCAUGACUGAUUACUCCAUUACAGCACUGAAUUGCUUUUCAAAGACAGCAUUUAUCACAAGUUAUCAUUGCUUUUUCUCCCUGCUUUAUUUUUUCUUUUUACUCCCACCCCCAAUUAUUGACCUAUAGUUUGCGCAAGGUCAAAAUCCUUUCUGGUUAGGUCACCUACCAUUCUAUGUCAAGAGCCUAGUCCAAUACCUUGGAUAAUAAGUAUUAAUUUUAAAAUUUUAUUGAAUGCUUAAAUGGGAGAUGAAGUGAACAUAAUUCUGACUCUUGGAGCUCAGAGUCUACACAAUCAAUAUAAGGGGAUUAUAAGGAUGUAUAAUAGAGUGAGAAUAUGAUGCUAUGUGGUCUGUGGUAAAGGAAAGCAAUUAAGAAGGAGAGGCUGGUGAGGCAGAGGAAACUAUGCCAAGGUAAGUUCCGAUAGGAAUAGCUUUUAAGGAAAGGGCCAAAAGCUGGUAAAGAGUUUAGAGUGAAUGAGGAAAGGUAAGAGCCAGGUCACAGUAUUUUAGAUCUAGGGUUCACAUUUGAGUUGUAAGCAAAAGAAUGAGAUUCUUAACACUUGGAGUUUAGAAGUUCACUGUGAUGAGGGAGCAUUCCAGUGGGGGUUCAAAAACAGGAAGGCUGUCUAAGCCAUCCAGGGAGCAGUGGGCACUGUCGUGCUGGCUAAAGGAGAAAAGUGGACAGCCUUGAGAGAUUCUAGAAUAUUUGGCAAGACUUGGUCAUUAUGGAAUGAGGGGAAGGGGGGAAGUCCAGAACAUUUCCAUAGUUGAAGAAAUCCUGUUUAUUCAGGCAGGUGAGGCUGAGCAGCAGUACUGUGAGUUGGAUGGUUGCCUGGGGAAAGAGUCUGUAGAAAAAAAUGCAGGGCUUAACUCUGAGCAAGUGGGUAUUUUAAAGUACAUUCAAAGAAGUGGGGAAAUUGUGAGACUAGCAGGAUGGAAAAAUUUUAAGGAAGUGUGUUCAAUUCUGUCACGUUAUGCUAAGAUAAGGAUUGUAAAGUAUCCUUUGGAUUUAAUGGUAGGAAAGUGAUCAGGACCUUUGCAGUUACUUAGUUUGAAUGGAAGCCAUUUUUAGGAGUAUAGAGAGCAAGUGUGUAAACACCUAUUUUUGAAAUAAUUGUUGCGAAGGAGAGAAGAUAAAUUCAGGGGAGUAUCGUAACCAGUUUUUAAAAUUUUAGGCAAAUAGCAUAUCCAAAUGCCAAUGAGAAGGAUUUGGUAGGUAGGGGUUAAGGUGAGAGAAAUUGCGUAUAUUACAGAAUACUUAAGUUUCCAGCUUGGGUAAUUGUGAAUGGUGAUGCUGUUUACCAUGGUAGUAGAGAAGUAAUGCGGUUGAAGUAAAGGUAAGGUAAGUGUUGAGUUUGAGGUACCUCUGGGUCAUGAAGGCAGAGAGGUAUGGUAAUCGGUUUCUUUAUAGGGGUCUGAAGUUUAAACUCCUUGAGGACAAACAUUCUUUUUCUUUUAUCUCUUAAGCAUUUAGCCCAGAAUCUGAGCUAUAGUAAGAGCUUAAUACAUUUGUUAGAACUGAAAGAAGCAGCAAGGAUGUAGUGAAGGAUGGAUUGCAAGAGAAGAACCCCAAGGAAUAGCAACACUUAGUGUGCAGGGGGGAAAUUAGCAAAGAAAACUCAAGAAGAAAGGGUUAGGUGAGAAUGGUAAAGGAGGUAAAGUUAUGGAGCAUUAUAGAGACCAGAAGAGAGAAUGGUAAAGUGUAGAUGGGCGUACCAAAUAUGCCCAUCUACAAAUAUGCCUAUACCAAAUACGCCUAUAAGACUAAGAAAAACAGGCUAGUAAAAUUAACCAUUGCUAGCCACUUUAGAGAAGUUUUAGUGGCUGUUUGUCCAAUUAUGUUCAGUUGAAUGGUGAAUGAGCUCACCAAGGAAAUGAAGGCAGUGAAUUAUUUAAGUAUCUUGCUCUAAAGAAAAGGAAAUGUGUUAAUCCCUGACCAUAGUUGGAGGUUUUUAAAGUUAGUCUUGAACAUUUGUGAACUCGAGAGAGGUACCCAUUAAAAAGAGCUCAAAGUUGAAAUGGAGUCUUUGAUAGAGCCCAGUCCCAAGAACAUAGGUUGGUGGAAGUAUCAGCAUUACAAAAUAGAAAGGAACUUUCUCUUAGACUAAGUCUGUUAAGUAGAAAUGGUGAGCUCCUUGUGAUGAAAUUUUUUAAAAACCUUCCCAACAGCAAGCCUUGGAAGAUUAGGAAAUCAAAGUACAAAUGAUGCAUUUGUACUUUGAGGCAUGAGAUGAAUGGAAGAGGGAGCUAAGUAGAAGAUAUACAGGAAUUACUGGUGAAUGUUCAAGGUUCAGUUGACCUAUCAGAGCAUAACGUGGCACCGCAUGAUUAUGUGACAUCCAGUUGUGUUCCUUGGCUUGAAUAGAGGAGGAAGAGGUUGCAUAGUCCUAGUAUGGGAAUUGGGCCAGUGAACUGAGUCCAGUUAGGAUUAGGAAACAAAGCCAGCACAAAAGGGGAGUGGCCAAGGGACUGGAGGUCUCAUGGUGUCAGAGGGAGGGUAUAAUAGAAGGCCAAGAAAUGGGCAUUAAAGCAUCAGAAUUAGAAGAUCUUAGGAGUAAUACAGCUUGCAGUAUCUGGAAACAGCCAGAGAAGUAGAUUGCUGAAUUAAAAUGUAAAUGAAGCUGGUUGGAGUUGAGAAAGUUAAAGAACUUUUGUCUUAAUUUAUUGGACUGCACACAGAAGAUGAGUCCAACAGAAACGAUUAGGAAGACCAACUGUGAGAGUGCCUCCUGGCUGUGUGGUGCAGGCAAAGAAUUUGGGGAAGUUUCAGAGUAUCUGCUUGGCCAAACAGCCUUGGGAGAUACAGGUUAGGUUUACAUUAAGUUGCAGAAUAUAAAUUUAUGAAGCAGCAAUGGGAGCCCUUUUUAAGGAGCACAAUGAGCAGAAUUGAAAGGUUUCCACAGAUUAAGUUGGAGAGGGACUAGAACAGGAUAAUUAUAGAUAGUAGAAAGUCAUAUAUUGUGGCCAAGGGGAGAAAUAAGCUUUGAAUACUUGAAGGCCAGAAGUACAGUCAUAAGUCUACAUUUAGACUUAACAGGAAUCUGCUAUAUCUAGCUUUCCCUGGCCUAGGUCUCAUGUAUCAAAUAUGCAAAUGUUGUAACAUUUAGUACUUGUUGGCUGCUACUGUGUGAUAGGCACUGCUAAGAACUACAUGUUUCCAUAUAUUCUGAAACCAACUCUUAAGACUUAGGUACUCUUAACCUUGUAAGAUGAGGAGAGAGGUAUGUGACAGCUGAGAGUUGGAACCAAGUAAACUAUCAGCUCUUGUGCAUGCCUUGAUUUGGGAAGCAUCGAUAGCCAAGUGACGUAAUGGAUGGCUUGGUUCCUUUAGCUAGAAUUACACUGUACAAAGUGUCUGGCUACUGAAGGACCCCCCCAGGUAAUUAGAAAACAGUAUUAAGAGAGAAUUUAUAGAUGACUUUUAAGACCCACAUUUAUGUUUUGUUAACAGUUUAAUACCGGUUUUACAACUUGAACUUCUGGAGCCAUGAAAGAGGUAACUGUUGAUGAAGGUAGGGAGCACAGAUACGCAAAGGGCUCACUGCUGCAGACAUUCACUGCAGUUGUGUACUCUUAAACCAAAGAAACUAAGGGCAAAAGAACUGAGCAGCAAUUGUGGAGAGAUUGACUAGGUUCUCACCAGCUCUCUCCACACACUAGUCUGUUGUGUAUUGGGAGCACUAUCAUUGAAACUUGUAAUCACAGGUUUGUUUGCUGCCAUCUUAGCUACCAGGUGCUUGUGUUCCCCCAAACAGCUAUGGGUGUGGCAAAAGAAUGUUCUUAGGAAGACAGGGGCUUUAGUGCUACCAUGCCUGGAUCCCUUAAAUACUCCCGUCCCCUGGGUAAGUUGGAGAAGAAUGGGCAUCGGUGAUAACAAUAGCCCUCAUGUGCCAAGUCCCUGUAUAGAAGCGAGGUAUCCAAGAAGUCUGCACUUUUGAGGACACAGUGGGUUUAAACUAUUAAGGAGCAGAUCACACCAGGAAAUUCUUCAUUAGAAACAGGUACCUAUGAGUUAUCUCAAGGGGAGUGCCCCUUGCCCUUUGCCAAACAGAAGUACCCCCUUUUAUAUUGGAUACUUCAAGAUGUUAACACCUAGACACUUAAGUAUGGAACGGGGGAUGGAAUAUGCCAGGAAUGGAUCGAUCUCUUAUUUCCGGUACACUGGCAGUCAAUAAAAUCCAAAUGUUCAAACAACUAAGUCAUUUUAGUAGUACUUGUUUGCAACUUCUAACCCUAAAAAAAAACCUACUUAGCUGGAUAAACUCAUCACAUUAUUUGAAAAUUUAAAAUCCAACCUUGAUGUAUGUACUCAGUCCAGUUAUGGCUACUUAAAACUGGAGUACUACAAAGUUUUCACUCAAGUAUAUGUGUCCUCAAAGGGAAUGUUAUAAACCCAUAAUGACAGGGGGGUGUUGAGAUUUAAAAUGUAAUUAACCUAUGCACCAUGAGAAUAAGAAAAUUAGGAACCCUAAUUUAUAGAUAAUUACAUGAGGAACGUGGGUUGAUACCACCAAACCUACAAUACAGGAAUCCUGGUUCAGAAGGCUUUCUCUGCUGCCCUCCUGGUAGAAGGUAUUGAUUGCCAUUCAAAGCAGGAUUAGGGUGUUGUGUUGGGAUUACCUGGGGAAGUUGCAACUAGGAGAGGCAGUGUGAUGUACUUACUUUAGUAACUAAGGUGAGAUUGUAAGUUCUUUCACAUUUCAUGCCAUACAUUGAUGUCUAAAUUUUUUUUAGAAUGUAGUUUAGUUUGUAACAGUGUAAAAUGAGAAACUGAAGCAACUCGAGUUUAUUCCAAUAAAAUCUUGGUCCCACACCACCACCUAGCUAAAGUAGAAGAGACAAAAGUAUGAAAGACAACAAACAGCUGCUUUGCCAAAGUGAACCAGAACUUUCUGCUUGGUAAUGUUGUGGGCCUUUCCAACACACGAUCAUGGUUGUGUGUAAUCCUAGACAUUUUCACUGUGUUUCUCUUGCUCUCUACUCACUCUACAAGGACAGAAAAUCUGAAUUUUUUUAUUUUAAAACUAUAGGCUGGGAUGCUUGGCUAUGUGGGGGUAGGAGAGGUUUCCUACUUUUUUCCAUUUCACUGACUAAGCAAUAACUGAAUGCAGCUUUUAUCAGAAGUACACCAUUGAAGAGCCAACAUGACCCAGCAGACCCUUCAAAAUUUGGAGCUCACUGGAGCAGCAGUUACAAAGGGCUGAGUCCCAAGAUCCUGGAAAGUAGGUUUGGGGAGCUCAAGAGUGAAUUCUGGUUUUCUCUAGUAAGAACUGUAUAAUAUUUAAUAAUUAUGUUUCACACACUGCUUUGAGCUCCUUACAUGUCGGCUCACUCAGUUACAAUCAUGGAAGCAGCGGGCAUUGGAGUUGAUUGUCACAGAGCUUUUAAUUAGAGACCUGGCUCAUCUAAGAAAUCCAUGUGUUCUUGGGCUAACAAUCCCUAGGAUACUGCUUGAAGGAAAACUUACCGUCACAAUACCGUGUGUGUGUGUACUUCCAGCAGAGUAAGCAGACAUUGUUCUAGAUUCAUAAUCUUGCCAGAAUGGGAAGAAAGAUCAUGUCACCAUUUUAAUUUAGUAAUCUCUUCUGUGUGUCAGUCCUGUUACUAUGUUGCUUUUCCAUCUUUAUAAGAGGCUGUGUUUACAUUGGCUUCACCAAAAAAAUUAGGUGUACUCCUUUUCAGGAAACAGGUAUGAAUGUUUUAUUCAAUAAAUAUUCAGAUGGUUUUUAUGUCUCACAGAGCUUGUUUUAAAAUUAGGUCAUUCACUUGUAGCUAGCCAGCAUCUGUCUUUCUGAGUUAAGGUUUGUCAACCUUUUCCGGAAGGAAGUUGGUCUGGGAGUGAAAUUGGAGAUGCACGAUUAACUCACGCUGCAUAUAAAAUCAGUUUAUAAGUAGAUGUGAGUGUAUAUAAAGCUCAUCUGUUUCAUAGGCCUUCAAAUUGGUGCUCAAGACACAACUGCACGGGGGUGAGAGGCCACAAGGUGGCAAGCUAACACCAGAAAUGAAUGUGUAGCUGAGACCUGGAAAUCAAGUGAGAAAUUGCCUUCAUAUUUUUUAUUUAUAGUGGGUGUGGGCUAAUUUUUGGUGGUCACUUAUAUUUUUGAAUACUUGUAAUCUACCUGAAUAGUUAUUGAAAUACAGUUUUAAAAAUUGGGAGGACUGUGAUACAUGGUUACAACUACUGAACAACUGUUUAAAUGGAAGCAGGCUAGAGCAUUUGUAUGAAUUACACAUAGUUUUAACUUUCUCCAAAGCACCAAUCAAAAAUCUUGUUUUGACAAGAAGGUAGUCACACUGCUACCUCUACAUGCAAAAGACACUUGUUUAUUUUUAGCUGGGCACAUUGCCAUCCCCAACAAAAUCAGUUAAUACCUAGUUGUCUAAUAAGGCAGGUUUUUUUUUUUUUUUAAUGGAUGUAACACAGUUACAUGACACCAGUAUUCCAAAGAUCUUUGCGACAAUUUUGUACAGGAAAUCUCUGGAAGAUUAGAUUUGGAACUUAAAAAAAACUGACAAGUCAAUUUAUCAUCCUGAGUUGUCUGAUUUAUAAGUAUGUUAAAAUAUUUCUUCCAAUUUCAGAAUGACUUUAGUUAGUACAACAGUUUUGCUGUAAGACUGAAUACAUUGUUACUGAGCAACUAUGGUGGGCUGAGCCCUGAGGGUAUGAUGAGGAUGUGGCUCUUCCCUGCAUUCAAGAUGUUCAUAAUUUAGAAGGGGAUACAAAUAUAUAAGCAAACAGUAUAGGAAUAAGCAAUAUAACGAAGCCUAUUGUGGAUUACAAUAACAUUUUUAAACUACCUUGUGAUGACCACAUCUCGUUUUCUUUUUAAAUUCUUAUUGAUUUUAAAGGUGGGGGAGAGGGAAACAUUGUUGUUUCACUCAUUUGUGCAUUUAUUUCUUGAUUUUUAUAUGUGCCUUGACCAGGGAUGGAACCUGCAACCUGGGCAUAUUAGGAUGAUGCUCUAACCAGCUGAGCUCUAACCAGUCCAGCCAGGGCAGUAGCUAACAUUUUUAGAUAAACUUUGUAUGCCAGUGCUUUGCAUGGAUUGUCUCAUUUCAUCUCUAACAAACGUAUGGCACAGGUAUUAUUUAUGUCUAUUUUACAUCAAAAGUUUGCUCUCUAGUAGAAAUAUUUGAUCGAAGCCUUGAAAUGAAAUUAGAAUUUCUCAAGGUGUAGAAAAGGAGAAUGAAAUCUCAUAAAAUAACCACCAUACAUAUUACUAUAAUGUCUUGAUUUAGUAAAUCCUACUGUAACCAGUUGUGUGGAACUGCCUAAAUUAGUCAUCAUCAUGUGAUGUUUUAUUUAUCGUACAUGAAUUUUUUUUAUAAAAGUGGUUUUCUAUUAAUCAGAUCUUUCUGUGGUAUCAGUUUUGUAUAGUGAUAUACCCAAGACAAAGUCUUAUUUUGCUGUUACCCAAUAUAUGUUCUAGGUGUGAAAACUAUAUGGUCUUGAAGAGUUAAAAGGGAAUGUGGAGGUUUUCUAGCUAUACCUCUCAUAUAAUCCAGGAAUAUCCACUUUUUCCUUUAUUUUUACUGUUUACACUGUUACAGAUGUCCCCAUUCUCUUUCACCCCCCCCCCUUUGCCUGCUUCCACCCAGUUCCCAGUCCCCCUUCCCUCUGGCCAUCACCACACUAGUCUGUGUCUGAGUUACCCAGUCCCUCCACCCCCUUCCCUCUGGCAGCCAGGAAUAUCCUUGAUUAUCUCUUUAAGUGUUAGGGGGUCUCACUACUUUGUCGAGCAAUUUAUUGUGGGGAAGUUCGGUUUAAUAGACCAUUUCCAUAUGAGGUAAGGAUUUUUAUCUCUUUGAUUUUCAGCCAUUGGUUUUACUCCUGAAACCUUGGAAAACAAAAAGCUAUUCGUUUCAAGUGUUAUGAAAAUCACUUCUUAUAAGUCUGCACACAAAUGUCCACUAACAGGAUUUAAUUACUUUUGGUCAAUAGGUUCAUACUAUACUUGGUUUAUGUUAAGGUGGUGGACAGCUAAAACUCCAAGGAUUUUAUGUUAUGAACUAAUA